Molecule: messenger RNA, 3370 nt
Organism: Sinocyclocheilus rhinocerous
Lineage: Eukaryota; Metazoa; Chordata; Actinopteri; Cypriniformes; Cyprinidae
Product: AFG3-like protein 2
Exons: 16
Coding region: 116-2323 (735 amino acids)
Biological process (GO): mitochondrial protein processing
Cellular component (GO): membrane; m-AAA complex
Molecular function (GO): ATP hydrolysis activity; ATP binding; ATP-dependent peptidase activity
Source: RefSeq, a predicted model, not a curated record
GCACCGGAAGUAAAUCGCAAUGGGACGCAGUCAAUUUCAAGUUCAUGUUGUCAAAACUUUUCGUCCGAUGUCUUGUUUUCUGUAUUGAGUAGAGUGACAAGCGCACAGUGCCAUAAUGGCACACCGAUAUCUGCAUCUGUCAAGAGGCUGCAGGAACUUUCUCCACGCUCUGCUGCCAAAUGUCAGAUCAACAAACCGUGUGCAAUCGGUUCAGGGUGUUGGGCAAAUUGCCCUAGACCGAAGAUCCUUGCUCUCUCAGGUCUUGGGCACGUAUAGAAGAUUAAGCUCCAAACCUCCCAAAGGAUUUGAAAAAUACUUCCCUAAUAAUAAAAACGGUGGUCCAAAAAAUGGAGAGCCCAAGCCAUCCAAUGCAGAAGUCAAAGAGGCCAAACCAACCAAUGCACAGAAGACCACUGGUGGAAGUGGAAGUAGUGGAGGAGCAGGAGGAAAAAGAGAGGGGCGAAAAGAUGAAUCCAAUUGGUACAGCCGUCUCCAAAAGGGCGAUGUGCCGUGGGACGAUAAAGAAUUCCGUAUGUAUUUCCUGUGUGGAAUGGCCUUCUGGACAGCUGUCACAUAUUAUUUCUUCUUCCGAGAUGGAGGAAGAGAGGUCACUUGGAAAGACUUUGUAAAUGGUUACCUUGCAAAAGGAGUGGUUGACAGGUUGGAGGUUAUAAACAAGCGAUAUGUAAAAGUCAUCUUUACCCCCGGUAAAACUCCAGUUGAUGGGCAAUACGUGUGGUUCAACAUCGGCAGUGUGGACACAUUUGAGCGGAACCUGGAAACUGCUCAGCUAGAGAUGGGCAUUGAAGGAGAGAACAGACUGCCAGUGGUCUAUUCCACUGAAAGCGAUGGGUCGUUCCUCCUUAGCAUGUUGCCCACCAUAUUGAUCAUUGGGUUCUUACUGUUCAUGCUGAGGAGAGGGCCUGCUGGGGCAGGGAGGCCAGGGAGGGGAAUGGGUGGGCUCUUCAGCGUCAGUGAGACCACUGCCAAAGUACUACGAGAUGAGAUUGACGUCAAAUUCAAAGAUGUGGCGGGCUGUGAGGAGGCCAAAUUGGAGAUCAUGGAGUUUGUAAACUUUCUUAAGAACCCAAAGCAGUACCAGGAUUUGGGUGCCAAGAUUCCAAAGGGGGCUAUUUUGACUGGACCCCCAGGCACAGGAAAGACUUUACUAGCCAAGGCCACUGCGGGAGAGGCCAAUGUCCCCUUCAUCACUGUGAAUGGAUCAGAGUUCUUAGAGAUGUUUGUGGGGGUUGGACCAGCCAGGGUUCGGGAUCUCUUUGUAUUGGCCCGGAAGAAUGCCCACAAAUUAAUAUAUUGCAUGAUGAUUGCAGGGCCACCAGAUAUCAAAGGCAGAGCCUCUAUAUUCAAAGUCCAUCUGAGACCACUAAAGCUGGAUACAGAGUUGGACAAAGAAUCUCUGGCAAGGAAAAUGGCUGCUCUAACACCUGGUUUUUCAGGUGCGGACAUCGCUAAUGUGUGCAACGAGGCUGCGCUAAUUGCAGCCCGCCACCUUUCUGAUGCCAUCAACCAAAAACACUUUGAGCAAGCCAUCGAACGAGUAAUUGGGGGUCUUGAGAAGAAGACGCAGGUGCUGCAGCCAGAGGAGAAGAAGACGGUGGCUUACCAUGAGGCUGGUCAUGCUGUAGCUGGCUGGUUCCUUGAGCACGCUGACCCUUUGCUUAAAGUGUCCAUCAUCCCGCGUGGGAAGGGUUUGGGCUAUGCCCAGUAUUUGCCUAAAGAGCAGUACCUGUACACCAAGGAGCAGCUGCUGGAUAGGAUGUGUAUGACGCUGGGUGGACGAGUGUCUGAGGAGAUCUUUUUUGGCCGCAUUACUACAGGGGCACAGGAUGACCUGAAGAAAGUGACACAGAGUGCCUAUGCACAGAUUGUGCAGUUUGGCAUGAAUGAAAAGGUAGGGCAGGUGUCUUUUGACCUGCCACGGCAAGGAGAGAUGGUUUUGGAGAAGCCCUAUAGCGAGGCCACAGCAUGCCUCAUCGACACAGAGGUCAGAAACCUCAUCAACGCGGCCUAUCAGCGCACACAGCAGCUGCUGACUGAGAAGAAGGCUGAGGUGGAGAAGGUGGCACUACGUCUACUGGAGAAAGAGGUGCUGGAUAAGAAUGACAUGGUGGAACUGCUGGGCCGGAGGCCGUUUGCUGAAAAGUCAACUUAUGAAGAGUUUGUGGAGGGAACGGGAAGCAUGGAUGAGGACACAUCGCUGCCGGAGGGCCUGAAGGACUGGAACAAGGAGCGCGGCAGCGAGAAGGAGGAGAGUACGGAGGAGCAGGUGGCCCGACAGAUCACUGGUGGUAUGCCCUUCUGAGGACACCCGUUCACCGUGACCCUGGAGGGUCAGAGCACUUAUUUAAGAGCUGGGAAACACUUGCCUGACGGACACUGAGGCAAGUACCCUCUUCUUCACGAGAGCCAUGAUUGAAGGGCUCUUGAUAGUAAGUGUCGGACUUAAACCUUGAAAUAUAAACUUUCUUGUGCUGAAGAUUGUAUUUCUGCAAAAUUUAAAGGAUCAGGAGAUCUUCUGUUGAAGGUGAAGUGUAUUUUACGUGACACAUCAGUGCUUUGCCAGAAAAUCUGUUUAACUUAAGGCAAAAGCACUGUAGUUUGUCAAGAAAAAUUCUCUUUAGUCAUUACAAUUUUACCUAUCAAUGACCAAGAAGACACACAAUAUAUAUAUAUAUAUCUUUAUGUCUAACAAGAAGCUUUGCCUCUGAUAUACACAGGUUGCGUUUUCUCUUUCUGUACAUUAAGAUUCCAGUUCAAAACUGACACAAUUUUGUGACCUUUCUGAAAGGUCUUUUUGCAGUUCUGCUUGCUUACUGGCUGUCUGAAACACUGAAAUAUACAUGAAUGUUGUGAACAGUACACAAAGUCACUCGUGUUAACUAACAUACUCUUCUCUCACAGAUUUGCACUGGCAUGAGCGUCAGCCUUUGGUUUCCAUGUUAUUUUAGCAAGUUUAUGAUCACGUCCUUUGAUUGAAAAACAGAGCAGUCAUUUUUGAUGUGUUUUCUUCUGUUCCUCUGGUUCAUUUAUGGCCCAGGCAGCUGCUCUUUGUGGUGCAGACUGAUUAAACUAUAGCUCAAUUCGAAAUAGUGGCAUACAACAAAAUUCACAUUUGUAAUGAAAUAGGAUGCGAACAUACACAAAAGUAGCUCAUUAUGUUAAUGAUCAGUUUAUGAAUGUGUGUGAUUUUUGACAGCAGUAUUUAUUCUACAGUGCAAAUCCAAAUCACAAAAAGAGCUCUGAGGUUAAAAAUAGAACACAAUCUAAUACGCAUUGUCCUUUUGUGACUUCAGCUUGAUAUCACAUCUACAUGUAUAUGUUGUUCUGUGAAAACCUAAAUAAAUCCACA